UCCAUAAUCACUCGCACCGAGCUCCUCACCAAUCUACCCGCGGUCUGUCCGUCUCCGACUCCGACCACCGCCGCCGCCUCCGUCACCCAUCCCCAGCAGGCAGGACAAGGACGAGUUCCUCCCAAAUCCCAACCAGUCUCCUACCAAUACCACCCCCAAAACCCUAGCGACAAUGCCGGACGGCCCGUACGCCAAGCUCCUCGCCAGUCUCAGCAAGUAUCACAAGCAAAACUGCCCCCAAAUCCCUACCCAACCUCGCCCCACCACCACCACCACCAAGAAAGCCCCAGCGACAACGCCGUCCACCAAGAGCGACACCGGCGACCUCCACAUCUACCAGCCGCCACCCUCUCGCCGGGGCUGGGCCAGCAACCGCGACCUCAAGGCGCCCCUCCGCUACCUCGGCCUCCUCGACGUCGCGCGCCUCAAACUCCCAACUGGCGUCCCCCGACCGCGCCUCGUCUCCCAGCUCAUCUCCUCUUACGACCGGGACAAGGGCUGCGGCUACAUCUCGGGCACCCGCGUCCGCGUCAAUGUCGACCGCAAGUCCUUCCUCAGCGCGGUUUCCCUCCACCCCACGCCCAAGCGCGGCAGGGAUCUCCUUCCCAAUGUGCCCCUGUCCGCAGUUACCCGCGCCGCCAGGCAGUUCAUCAGCAUGUGCCUUCGGGUCCAGUCGCGUGGUGACAUGCUGCCAAUUCUGUCGGCCGCGGUUCAGGAGGUAGAGGCGGGGUCAGCGCAAAAGGUUGACUGGGGUAAGCUGAUGUGGGAUCUAGUCGAGAAUGAGAUUCUUGAGCUGCCAAAGAGGGAUGACAAAGUUUCGUAUUUCGGGAUCUACCUUCAGAGACUCAUACUGGUGCAGCUGCCACAGCUGUUCAAGUCUGACACGUUCCAAGCUGCCCUGCAAGGGGGUGCCUGGGUGAAGACAGCCAUUCUUCGGGCUGGGACGAAACCCAUGGAGGUGCAGAGCUCACAGCUGGGCGCCGUAACGCUGAAUGAUGAUGUGGGCGUGGGCAACAGCGUUAGACAGAGAUUGUCUUCCACUCUGAACGAUGGGAAGAUGGACACUGAUGAGCACAAUGAUCAUACGGAAUCACAACAUCGCUUUAUCCAGCAGGGCAACCAACAACACAAGAGGGCCUGGAACAAUAUAAAUUGUGGUGGUGUUGUACCCACUGGAUCAGCAAGCGCUAUUGCAAAUAGUUCUCACGACAUCGCAGAUAUAGAGCGAGAACUUAAAAAUGCUACUUCAGAUGAGUUGCAUGAGGCGGAGACACUUAUCCAGGUAGUAAAGUUGCUGCAGGAGGAACUAUCUGCAGAAGCCAUCAUGCAUAUAUUUGAGUAGGACCAUGCUUAAGCUACCCAGGGCUCUCCUGUGUCUCCCUCCCGGCUGUAGAUAUGUUCUCAUCGGGUUAACUGGUUUUCGUUUUGCUUUUGGAGAUCAGCCUUUAGUAGUCUCCACCAAGAAGGAUUAUCUGGCUCUGCUAGCCCUUGGUAGCCCAGGGUGCCGGAAAACUUGGAUGCUUGGUUCAUCCUCUGGAUGCUUUUCUGUAAAAGCAAGAGCCAGAGUAGCUGGGUAUGGGAAAAAAGAGAGAGAGAUAUGUUGUCUGUUCUGUAGUUUUUUGGGAGUAGUCAGGGUUGAUGCUCGAGGUUUCCAGGUCUGAUCCUUAUCUUGGCUCCUCUUACUUUAUUAGUACCACUAGUAGAUCAUGUUCUUUCGAAUGCUGCUUAUGAUUACGUCUUGAACAUCAUGUGAAUAUUCGGAACUAUGAAGUAUCUAUAUAAUUUUAGAUUUUCUGCUGUUCGUGCCAGCUAUCCAAAUUUACUUUCGUGUUGUCAAGAGCAAGAAUGACAUUACUAAAUGAAGAUUCAAUCUCUGAGAUGCUCUUUUAGCAAAUAGUUGGCAUUUUUU
Lolium perenne is the source of this 1909-nucleotide messenger RNA. The record is from RefSeq and is a predicted model, not a curated record. Lineage: Eukaryota; Viridiplantae; Streptophyta; Magnoliopsida; Poales; Poaceae.